Molecule: messenger RNA, 1626 nt
Organism: Candida tropicalis MYA-3404
Lineage: Eukaryota; Fungi; Ascomycota; Pichiomycetes; Serinales; Debaryomycetaceae
Exons: 1
Coding region: 1-1626 (541 amino acids)
Molecular function (GO): protein binding
Source: RefSeq, a predicted model, not a curated record
AUGUUACAAGUAUUACCACCUGAGAUCAUUCAGUUGGUCUUCAACUACGUUCCCAACUAUCAUUUGUUGAAAUUGCGUGGUAUUGGUCCCAUUGAACUGUAUGUUGUACAACAGUUGUAUAGAAGAGUCAAAAUUGGUCCACUGGUUUUAGAUGACGGGACCAAACCAAUCACUUUAUUUGAUGAUGUUAUUGCACUUGAAUACAACGAUCCAGAUUUUACUCCCAACUUGCCUAAUAUAAAAGAGUUUGUCAAAGUUUGCAACUCAUACCCAUUGUAUAAGCCGUAUCAGAUUGAAUUGGAAAAUUGUAUGGAUUUAAUUGUAUUGAAUAGAAUGUUCCCGGAGAAGUUCAAAAAUGUGAGAUUUAUUGUUUCGUUUUCUAAGGUGGAUGAACUUGAUCUCGAAAUUCAGAGACAAUUGAUCAGCUUAGUAAAAAAGUAUAACAUUGUUGGAAGUAGCUUCAAACUUCAAGAUAAAUGCAUGGGCUCCCAUUUCAAAUGUUCGUCAUAUUUCCUGCAAAUUAUAAGAGAAAUGCAUCUAGUAAAUAUUACAGUAACAGAUAUGUGCUCAUUGGAUAGUCCUUGCGACUUUUGGAACUUACAUUCACUCACAAUCAUUUCCCCAGUGAAGACUAACGAUCUAACUAAUCUAUCAAAAAACUUACAAGAAUUAUCAUGUAAUAUAAAUUUGACAUGGGAUACCAAUGAAUUGGCUUUCCCACCAAGUUUAAAACUGUUGAAAGUAAAUAUUGUCACAAUUGAAGAUAUUAGAAGUGUUGUUAAUCUAUCCAAUCUAGGUCAACUCCAGAAACUAGAAGUUUUAGAUACCUCGAACUGUACAUGGACUUUUCCUUUAUCCUUGUUAGAAUUAAGAUACAACGGCCGACCCUUCGAGUCCUUGAACUUUAAUGUAUGCUGUCCAGAUUUACAGAAACUAGUUUACUACAAAUUUCCAUCACUGCAUGACUGCUCUGAUCCAAUCGUGUUUCCUCAAAAUUUGAUAGAGUUGGAGACUCUGGUGGUUGUGCUUGAUGCAAUGAUACCACAAGAUAAUUCAGAUUUUGUUCAAUUUCCAAAUUUGAAAUCAUUAACUAUAGUUGGGAACUUCAUGUCAACCACAACAGAUUUAGGUCAGUUCAAGUUACCAAAUUUAGUUUGUCUAGCUCUUUGCGGGGUGAAGCUAAAUGGGAAAUUGCCACUUACUGUUAAGAAGCUAUCACUUAUUGGUGUGCCUCUUAGUGAGAUGAUGGAUUUAUGUUAUUUGACAAACUUGGAGGUGAUCGAGGGUGUUAAUUUAGAGAAUAAUUCCGAUUUGGGCCGUGCCUACUACUUUCCUGCUAGUUUGCGAUACUUGGCUUUAAUAAAUCUGAACAUUGAAGAAAUUGAGAUCGUUUCAAAAAACCUUGUCUAUUUAUGUUUGAAGGGAAACAAAAUCAACAAGAUUGACAAUAGUCACCUCAUUAUUCCAAGUAGUGUUGUUGAGUUGAAUCUUUCGCAAAAUGAAAUAGAGGAUAUCGAUCCAGCAUUUAACUGGCCAGACAAUUUGCAGACGUUGACAUUGAGUCAAGAGUGCAAAACUGCAAUUCCUUUAUUACCAAAACACAUCUGUUUACAACGAAUCGUGUAG